Molecule: messenger RNA, 543 nt
Organism: Hevea brasiliensis (rubber tree)
Lineage: Eukaryota; Viridiplantae; Streptophyta; Magnoliopsida; Malpighiales; Euphorbiaceae
Exons: 2
Coding region: 1-543 (180 amino acids)
Source: RefSeq, a predicted model, not a curated record
AUGAAUCUUAAAAAACAUUGCAAAGCUAUCACAUUGAGGAGUGGGAGAACAUUACAAGAACCAGAAGAAAAUCAAAAACAGAAGGAAAAAACUCGUGGAAAUCAUGACAUUCAAGAAGAGGAAGAAGAGAAGCAAGUUGAGGAAAGCAAAGAAGAGGGGGGAAAACAAGAAAAAGAAACUAUGCCCUCCUACACAAAAUUUCUAAAGGAAAUCCUUUCCAAGAAAAAGAGAUUGGAGGAUUAUGAGACAGUUUCCCUAAUAGAAGAAUGUAGUGUCAUCCUACAGAACAAGCUGCCUCCAAAAUUAAAAGAUCCUAGAAGCUUCUCCAUACCAUGCUUGAUUGGUAAUAUGAAUAUUGAUAAAGACUUUUGUGACCUUAGAGCCAGCGUGAGCCUAAUGCCCUUGUCCAUUUAUCAAAAGCUAAAUAUGGGAGAGCUAAGACCAACUACGAUCUCUUUGCAAUUAGCAGAUAGAUUUGUCAAGUACCCAAUUGGCAUCCUAGAAAACAUCCCCAUCAAGAUGGGAAAAUUUUUAUUCCAGUAG